UCCCUCUCCUUCUUGCUGUCCUUCUCUCGCCCUCGCUCUUGGUCCUGUCCGCGCCACCACCGCCCAUGCCCGACCGCACCUGCCGCUGAUAUCGCCUCCAACCUCGCCAGCCCGCCGCGACUUUUGGCGCGUAUCCCGUCUUUGCUCCGUGCACCCCCCGACGAAAAGGAGACCACCGCCACCACCACCACCACCCGCCACGAUGCGGAGAGGCGUCACCAUCUUCCUGCUCGUCACCGCCGUCGUCCUCGGCUUUGCCGUCCACAGCGUCUGGACUCUGCUCGGCCUCCUCGUCGCAACCGGCCGCGAGGACGCCAUUCUCCGCGGGGAACUGCCUGCGCCAAACUCGAGCGCAAUCAACCAUGCGCCCCAAUUGAUCCCCAAGAUCAUCCACCAGACGUACAUCAACGAGAGCAUCCCCGCCCACUGGAAGGCCCCCCAGCAGAGCUGCAUCGACCUGCACCCCGACUACGAGUACAAGCUGUGGACUGACAAGAAGGCGCGCGAGUUCAUUGCCGCAGAAUACCCCUGGUUCCUCGAGACUUUUGACGGCUAUCCCUACCCCAUCCAGCGCGCCGACUCGAUCCGAUACUUUGUGCUCCACCACUUUGGCGGCAUCUACAUUGACCUCGACGAUGGAUGCAACCGCAGCCUCGAUCCGCUCCUCGCCUACCCAGCAUGGGUCCGCCGCACGGUUCCCACGGGCAUCUCCAACGAUGCCAUGGGCGCCAUUCCCCGCCAUCCCUUCUUCCUCAAGGCCAUUGACUCGCUGACCGACUACAACCGCCGCUGGCCGCUGCCCUACAUCACCGUCAUGGCCUCGACGGGCCCCCUGUUUCUCAGUCUGGUCUGGAGGCACUACAACAACGCCGGCCCCGUCGACGAGGAGCGCGUGCGCAUCCUGUUCCCCGAAGAGUACAACAACCACUCGUGGAGCUUCUUCACCCACCACCUCGGCAACAGCUGGCACCGGACCGAUGUCAAGGUCAUCUUCUGGCUCGCCCGUCACUGGCUGCUCGUCACGAUUCUCGGCUUCAUUGCCGGCUUCACCAUCCUGGGCCUGUUGUACAAGUUCUUCGUCAUGAACAAGCGCUCGAGCGGCCCUGGCUCGCCCAAGAUCCGCUUCUUGAACCAGCGCAUGCCCUUUUACCGUCGCAUUAGCCAGAAGAGCUUUGAGCUUGACGACCGCCACGAGGUCUAAGGCAGCACCUUGAGGCGCAUUGCAUUAUUCCAGCGUUGUCCUGUGCCCCGCAUUUACCGGCGUUUUCUUUUACUGUCGCUCCGUGUCUUGACUUCGCUCGUAGACUUUUUCUUCUUUUCAUCUCAUCUAUUUGGUGGAGCGCAGUAUGCUCUAGUAGCUUGUUUAACUGAUUAUCUGGAGGGGAUUUGACACGGACGGCACGGUUGCUAUGUUUUUGGAACGGCUGGGCCACGUCGUAUGAAAAAGAAAAAGACAUCAUAGAGAGCCUCCCUGGGCAGCCAAGAAGAGGCAGAAUUGGCACGGUUAGAUUUGGGCGGCCAAUGCUUCGACUUGGCGAGACGAAACAUUACUAUUUACGAUAAUAUCAAGCACCAGCACAGCAUUUGCUGCUGCUGUGUAUUUCUGACCAAUAC
This is a messenger RNA of Exserohilum turcica Et28A, 1614 nucleotides long. Its product is annotated as glycosyltransferase family 32 protein. The coding region runs from base 203 to 1201 and encodes 332 amino acids. The record is from RefSeq and is a predicted model, not a curated record. The transcript has 3 exons. Gene Ontology annotation, molecular function: mannosyltransferase activity. Lineage: Eukaryota; Fungi; Ascomycota; Dothideomycetes; Pleosporales; Pleosporaceae. Gene Ontology annotation, biological process: mannosyl-inositol phosphorylceramide biosynthetic process.